UUCGAAUUGCAAAGUAGUAAAAUUGAAAUCUUUCGUUUAAAUGCAAAAUCUUUUUUCAUUUGGAUGGAUUACUUAACAUCAAGAUCCCUGUCUAUAAAUCACUGUCUAUAUGGAUAGUCUCAUUCAAUUUAUGUGGGCUAAAGCACCUUGACAUGCUCUAAAUAUACAGCUUUAAUAGCAGGAGACUCCAUUUGCAAUCUCUUAACCUACAUAGACCACAGUGUGUCAGCAUUUGACCUGACUUUAGGUCCUAGGUGCUGGCCUUUGAAGGAUAUCUCACAUGCUAUUGAUCUUGCUGCCAUUUGGGGUUAAUAGGAGCAGACAAUCAGAAUAACGAAAAGAGUCUUUUAGACAACAACACUACAAGGAUCUCCUGAAGCCCUACCUAAAAUAUUAAGCACUGAUAUUCAGUAUCCAUAUUCAUAUAUUAUAAUAAUUUAAGAGUCACCAAAAGUGAAGCAUUCUAUGCAGGGUUUUGUUAUUAAAAGGGUGGUGGGAAAUUAAACAGGUAUCUGGUGGCAUAAGAUGAGGUGCUGUGUCUUUACUGCAUGGCCCUAGGCUGGGGUCUAGUCUUGUGCUUCUUAAAGAUCAAUAGUGAGGUCCCUUUCCAGAUGGAGCUACUAUUGAUUUACCCUCCCCCUCAAAUGAACAUAACGGCUGGUAUGUCAUCCCCAGAAAGAUCAAUGAAUUCUUGUAACACACACUUUUGGGAUAAAACAGGAGAUGAUUGGUGCUUGUUGAAUGUGAUUAAGAAGUGCAUUUCUUCCUGCCGUGCUCUAGGUGGCUCCCUCAAGCCUCAUGAAUACUGAGCCUUAUCUUUCACUAUACAAUCAAAUAAAAGCGAUGCUGACUUGCCAUUUUAAAGUUCAGAGUUGAGUAAGUCAGUUGUAAAUAACACUUGCAGCUCUUGUAUUGAUAAUUUAUGAAACAACAUACUAAGUGAUGUAUAAUAAUCACACAAACAAUGUGCUGUUAUAGUUACAAGCUAUAAAUGAUAGUAGAUGUUAAAUAAAUUUGCUUAAAGUUGAAGGACGGAAUUACAUAAUGACUUUCAUAAUAUGGUACACAGCCGUAAGCAUUAUAGCCCCACAUCGUUUGCCAAGGUUGGUGUGCACUGGGUUCUGACCCCAAUCCCACUGAACACCUUAGGAUGAAUUGAAAUUCAGACUAUGUGCCAGACCUUUUACCCAACAUCAUUGCCAGACCUCACUAAUGCUCUUGCAGCUGAAUAGGCAGAAAUUCACAGAGAUGCAUUCCAAAAUCACGUGAAAAGCCUUCCCAGAAAAGUGAUGCUCAUUAUAGCACCAAAGGGGGUGGAAUAAAUCCUAAAUGGUAUGUUUAUCAUGAUCAUAGGUAUGACUGGUCAUGUAUAUUUAUAUUUAUAUUUAUAUGAUUAUAAUAUAUAUAUUAUAUAAACAUGUAAAAUAUUCAACAUGUUGCAGCUGUAACCAGAAACUUUUAAAACUCCAUUCAAAUUAUAAUAUAUUUUAUUAUAGUUUUAUUUUGGAUAAUCACAGUCAUAUUGAAAUUCUAGAUGUCAUCAAUCAUAGUUAGUAUUAACUUUCAACUUUCCCAUUAUUCCAGUUUAAGCUAUCUUUUUGAAGAGGCAGGACAUUAUUCUUUUUGGGUCACACCUGGAGAUGCACUUAAAGUAACCUGCUCUAUUUCUCUGGAUAAGUUUCCACAUAACACAUAUCAACGUAAGUGCAAACUACUUGAAUUAUUGUGUAACACAAUGCCUUUUUUCUCAGUUUAGCAGACAGGUUUAUGCUGUCGGAACAUCUCUAAGUUUCUACCUCUGCUUACAAAUUCACACAUCACCUAAACUAUAUGAUUUACAUGUCUGUAGUUACAAAACAGAAGUAUAAUAACAUCUAUACACAUCGUACAGUGUAACACUUAAAUCAUUGCUACCUGUGAUUUAAUCAAAUCAAAGAUUCUGUUGGAUCCGUAUGUCAAUAUGAAUCGAAACAUCUUGUGAUCUUGACUUCUGUGGAAAAAUGUUUUUUUUUUGCAUCCCAGGGGCUGGAUCUGUACAAUAUUGAUUCAAUAAGCUGCCCCUUCCUUCAAAAAAAAAAAAAAAACAGCUAAAAGGAAAGCUUUUCUGCCAUGUUUGUUUUGGAAAAUGCCCCAUGAGAGGAGCAUUGUGGGAAAUACAUUAGAGGAGCAAGGAGGAUUAAGACAUAAUGGGAUUUUGAAAGCACCAUGCUCCAUAAUGCAGAGUCUAUUUAACAAUAGUGCAGAUUAUGUUGUAGAUCAGACUUUAAGGGAGGAGACCACAAAUCAAGCCAGUAUGGACCUAAGCCAACCAAAAUCAUCCCGUUUAAAAUCAUUAGACACAUUUCGAGGCUUCUCUAUCACCCUCAUGGUGUUUGUAAACUAUGGAGGUGGAGGAUACUGGUUUCUUCAGCAUGCACCAUGGAAUGGCCUUACCAUAGCUGAUCUUGUGAUGCCCUGGUUUGUAUUCAUAAUAGGGACAUCGAUAAUGUUAGCCUUUAGUUCCAUGCAAAGAAAAGGUGUGACAAGACUCCAACUUUUGCGCAAACUGAGCUGGAGGACAGUGGUGCUCAUGUUUAUUGGGUUCUGCUUCAUUAACUACAGCCCCAGAGAUGGUUUAUUGUCAUGGUCCUGGCUGCGGAUUCCUGGAGUGCUUCAGCGUCUGGCUUUCACAUACUUCAUCCUGUCACUGAUGCAGAUGUUCUCUCCCUACCAAGAAAUCCCACCAACUCAGGUUCACUGGUGGAUCCCUGUUCAGGAUGUGGUGCUCUACUGGCCUCAGUGGAUUUUCAUUUUGCUGCUGGAGACGGUGUGGCUGUGUGUCACCUUCCUGCUGCCGGUACCUGACUGUCCCAUAGGGUAUUUAGGAGCAGGAGGUAUAGGAGAUAAUGGUCUAUAUCCAAACUGCACUGGAGGAGCUGCUGCAUAUAUAGAUAAAUGGUUAUUAGGACACAAUAUCUACUGGCAUCCAACAUGCAAGGCCAUGUAUCACACAACUCAACCCUUUGACCCAGAAGGAGUCCUAGGUACUAUUAAUUCUAUUGUCAUGGGAUUCAUUGGGAUGCAAGCAGGAAAGAUUUUCCUCUUUUACCGCAAGCUGAACAAUAAGAUCAUCAUACGGUUCACAAUCUGGGCUUUCAUCCUGGGAAUCAUGGCGGCCAUCCUUUCUAAGUGCACACGAGACUCUGGAUUUAUACCUGUCAAUAAAAACCUUUGGUCUCUGUCCUAUGUGGCCUGCAUGGGCUCUAUGUCUUUUGUGUUACUGGGCAUGAUGUAUUUUUUUGUGGACAUCAAGGGAUGGUGGGGUGGCCAACCCUUCAUUUAUCCAGGAAUGAACUCCAUCUUGGUAUAUGUAGGCCAUUCUCUGCUGGGAUUUUACUUUCCAUUCAGCUGGGAGAUGCGCUACCAGGACAGUCACUGGGAGCCCCUAUUCCAGAGCCUGUGGGGAACUGCACUAUGGAUUUUUGUUUCCUAUCUACUCUACCGCAAACAUUUUUUUCUCAAAAUCUAAAUCUGUCAUUUGUUUGCUUGUCAAUAGCGAACAUUUAAAUUGGAUGGAUGACCCAACUGCCACAUACGUAUCUUGUUUUUUUUCUCAAAUUAAUGCUUAUCUAUUAGUCAUGAUGUAUUAGUUUAAUCCAUAAAGCUGAAUGUAGAAUGUUCCAGUUCUCAUUUAGUAAAUAGGUAUCUGUGCUAAAA
Silurus meridionalis is the source of this 3696-nucleotide messenger RNA. RefSeq lists its product as uncharacterized. The coding region runs from base 2126 to 3508 and encodes 460 amino acids. The transcript has 13 exons. The record is from RefSeq and is a predicted model, not a curated record. Lineage: Eukaryota; Metazoa; Chordata; Actinopteri; Siluriformes; Siluridae.